CUCGCAUCUGUCACACUCCUUCUCACGACUGUAGCAGCAACCCCUUUGCAGAGAUUGCUCUCAGCUCCCCUCUGUCCGGCAGCAACGAGUUUUCUCCCGCUGCCUUUGUCCAUGAUGUCAGACGCGGCACCUUCCGGUGGCCUCGCAGCCUAUACCGAGUCCGCCCUGCGCUCCGCCUCCUCCUCUUCCAAAGACAAGGGCAAAGGCAAAGGUCGAGGCAAGGACCGCAAUGGCCGCUCCUCUGAUCGUAGACCCAGCUCAAAGAGUACAUACAAGAAGGGCGCCAAGUCCAAGCUCGAGUUCGAUGAAAAGGCGAGACAGGAGUACUUGACUGGCUUCCACAAGAGGAAGUUGCAGAGGAUUGAGAUUGCUCAGAAGAAGAGGGAGGAGGAGGCCAAGGAAGAGAGAAAGAGGAAUAGGAGAGAGACGCAAGAAGCCCGCAAAGAAAGGGCGGCAGAGAAUGUAGCUGCCGAGCGGAGAGCAUAUGGAGGUGACGAGGGCGAGGAUGAGGACGAGGAAGACGGAGAAGAGGAUGGCGAAGAGGGCAAAAACGAAGGCGGGGAUGCUGGUGAUGUACCGGUCUCGUACGAGACACCGGAGCAUCAAACGACAGUAGUCAUCUCCGAGUGGGAUCCAAAUGCGCCGGAAGACGAGCAGCCCGCCAGCCUACCAAGUGCAUCGAAGAAGCCCAGCAGAGCUGGACGCAACCCAAAGCCGCGAGUAUCCGACUUCCUCACAGAAGCCCUCCCACCGAGUUCAAAGAGGAUGGAGAAGAAGAUCAAGUCCUCCUCUUCGAAGAGCAGUAGCGCUCUUGCAGGGCCCUCUUCAUCAGUAGCGGGCGGAAGCUCCAAGCAACGCUCCACAGGUCUCGCAGCACGCAAAUCGAAACUCACCCCUCCCUCAGCCUCUGCCAUCUCCUCUCUCCUCACCGAGCCUCUCGCCUCGCACGAUUCCCGUUCCCAACCUGAGCUCGCUGCCUCGACCCCGAGCACUACACUCUCCAGAGAAGAACGGGACCAGGGCCUUACCCACCUCUCCUCUGCCGCGGAGCGUCAGGCGGUCAAGGAUGCAAUCAAGGCUUCGAAACCUUUCCGAUACGAAGGCAAGAUGGAGAGGGCAAAGAAACGAGUGGAGCUAAAGGCGAGGAAUGAAAAAUUCAAGGCGGAGAGGAUCGAGAAGCUCAAGAGGGGCGGAGGACGUGGUGGUUCAAAGGGAGGGAAGAGGGGGAAGCCCAAGGGAAAGAAGUGAGAUGGCCAACAGGAGACAAUUGUGAGGCGGCAUGAGACGAUGUACUUGUACAAUAAGAUGAGAUGACUUGAUUGCAUAUACAAUGGAAGCACGACUGCCUCGUCAGGCAUCUUGCCAAUCCAAAGUCCCCAGCAGAGCAGUCUUGCUCGGUAGCCUGCCCAUUCCAGGACUGAGAAUCGUGACUCGCUUCCUAGCAGUGUCAAUGGCUCCAACAUGGAUCCAGCCGCGUACAGUGCCCCUAGCAACCUCCUUUUCACCCACUUCAUCAUCUCCAACUUCAUUCUUCCACACCUCUGAGUCCUUUUGACCCUUGCCGCCGCCGCCGCCCGGUGGCUCGAUCAAAGCGAGGACAGAGUUCAGAAGCAAGGACUGAUCUGCUUGCGAGUUGACCGGGUCCAGCUUGUGAAGUGUCGAGGCGGAGAGAGCUCGUGAGGAGCCA
Molecule: messenger RNA, 1687 nt
Organism: Microstroma glucosiphilum
Lineage: Eukaryota; Fungi; Basidiomycota; Exobasidiomycetes; Microstromatales; Microstromataceae
Exons: 2
Coding region: 115-1248 (377 amino acids)
Cellular component (GO): nucleolus
Molecular function (GO): RNA binding
Source: RefSeq, a predicted model, not a curated record